Messenger RNA from Mugil cephalus (flathead mullet), 2968 nucleotides. It is a transcript of the gene ier5l, whose product is annotated as immediate early response 5-like. Lineage: Eukaryota; Metazoa; Chordata; Actinopteri; Mugiliformes; Mugilidae. Bases 466 to 1359 code for a protein of 297 amino acids. The record is from RefSeq and is a predicted model, not a curated record. The transcript has a single exon.
UGGUUCUCCAUAAUAUGUAAUAAAAAUUUUAAUACUAUUUUUAAAUACCUAUUUUCUCAUUUCAGUCAGUCAGUCAUAAGCAGUAUUCCAAGUAGUCUGGUUAAUUUUAUUGAGAAACAAUAUUGUUUCAUUGUAAAUAAAUAAAGACAUUCGUGUUAAACAGCCCGUGUGGAGUUUGAAUAGUAGAGUGGAACCGCCUGAAGUUGAUUGGUCGAGAACAACACUCAAGAACGUAUGAGUUUCACUCAAUAUAUCCCAGGCAGCUGAUUAACUCGCCCUGAAGAGGGCGGCUCUUUGUCCUUACAGAUAAGAUACAUAGGAUAUGUUCUCGAUUCAGUGAAUGAUUGCUGGGUUUCAGAAGAGGGCGGGUCACUGUGUCCAGUGUUUCCCCACAGAUUCAAACAUUUUUCCUCGAGCAAAACGAGCUCCGAAGAGGAACUGGAGGUAGAGAGGUGGUACGUAGUAAUGAUCAGCACCAUGGAAUGCGCCGUGGACACGCAAAGUCUGAUCUCAAUUUCCUUAAUCAAAAUCCACAAUUCCAGGACGCAAAGAGGGGGGAUCAAGCUGCACAAAAAUCUGCUCGUGUCCUAUGUGCUGAGGAACGCCAGACAGGUCUACAUCAAGGAGAAAUAUGCAGAGAUUUACAGGAUGCAGCACUACGAGGAGGUGAUGAGGGUCUGUAACGAGAUCCAGGAGCUAGACACGUCGGAUUUUAACGCAGAGGACAGGGGAGACGAGGAACAAGCGCGAGUUGCUUGCUGUGGUGAACAAACAAGCGUGUGCGUCUCCUCUUGCUACCGUGGCGCGGCGGGGCCAACGGCGCAUUGUCGGGCAACGAGCGCCUCCCCUGGCUGCAGUCCUUUCGAGGAGGGCAGCAAACAAUUGGAGAACACUUUCUGUCGAAGCUGCUGCAUGGAUGAUUCCCUUGUGCCACAUUGUAGUCAGUUCCCUGGAAACAGCAAUACGCAUUGUAGCACAACCACAGUGCUGGAUUUGGAUACACAUGUGGUGACCACGGUGGAGAAUGGCUAUUUGCAUCAAAACUGCGGCUGUGAUGCGCGCCAGCUCCGCUGUGGCGCAAAGUCUCCGGCAAAGAAACUCAAAGUUGAGUUUGGUUGUUGUGCAUCCGAUGCAGAUGAAGCACCCAAUGUUACAGCGUCUCUGAAACGGGCGAAACACGAGGACUGGCCCUUCCCUAACACGGACUACAUGGACACUUCCAAUAUAUUCAACCUGAUCUCCAUCUUUGGCUCGGGGUUUUCAGGACUGCUGAACAGACAAGCGGACUUGGAGAAGAUCUGUAGAAAACAAGCCCUCGCCAGUCUAAGCGCAUGGACUCGGGCCAUUGAGGCAUUUUGAAUGGGAGGGAUAGGGGUUAUUCAAAACGAAGCCAAUCACUAUUUGGUGCUGUCUUGUUCUGUUAACAAGGCACUGUCCUUUGGUUUAAAGCUCUACAGCAUAUUGGUUGAAAAAUAUGUCAUUUAUGGAUGCUUACUGGCACUUUCAAUGCACACUCCAUGAAUUACAAUACCCACAAACUUAUCAAGAAACACACGACCUUAAAACAAGGUCUUGUCCUUCUAACGUUUUAGUAAAUAUAAAUAAAUGGUUUUGUUGCAAACAGACUGGGAACUUACUGUUUCCCAUCCUUCUGUUACUAAUAGAGCCUUUUAUUUGGGUCAGAUGUAGCAUGGUAAGCGUUUGAUGAACUCAUCACCUGUAAAGAAGGUGCUAUUUGGAAAUAUUUUUUGGGAUAAGAACAAUUGUUUUUUGUUUUUGUGUAACAAAUCACACACCCAUAAUAGCCACCAACAACAAUCCCAUUUUACAAUACAGCAUGGUUAACAACACCAUCUACAAUAUUAUCAUGUCUCAGUAGUUAAGCAGUGGGCCUGUUUUAUGUCAUUUGGAGAAAAACGUGUCCAGAUUUAUAUAAUGUAAAAUAAUACCCUAAAGCACACUUGUGUCUUGAAAAUCAUUCAUGUGGCCUACAUGAGUAGGACAUGCCCAGUACAAAUGGUGGUAUUUGAUUGUUUGAGUAGUUUUUGAUUGUCUCCCCAUUAAUAACCACAGUUUUGAGGCAGAGAAUAAAGGGUUGAUGACAUAUGUAUAAUGUGCAGACUUUUCUGAUUUCAGAAUGGGAGCACACAUGAAAUCUUAUGGAAUAGACUGACUUAUGUUGCCUUAAACCCAAUGUACACUGCACACAUUGUUAUAAACCAAAAGCAGCCUACAGUGGAAGUGACUGAAUGUUAGAAGAAAGCCAUGCAUACACUGAGCAGUUUAUUGAUGAUUAAAAGUCAUGUGAAACACUUUUAUAACCCUUUCACAUUGAAUAGAUUCUCAGACCAGGGUCAACCAGUGAAAGCACGGCAAAAGCAACCCGCCUUUGGUGUGCUUUCAAUAAAUUGGCGGGUCGACGCUGUAUUCCUCUUCACAUCAAAGCCGAACUGAAUCAGGACGAUGACAUCUCGGACCAACUGCCAGGUCAAAUGUGGUCCCGGGUUUUUUGUGUAGUGUGAAAGGGUUUUUUUUGUUUUUCAGGCUUUACAUGGAUCCUUAACUAGCAACACUUUUUAAAAUUUUUAUUUAUGUUAUUUAUUUAUUUAAUUUUUUUUUUAUGUUGGAAACCAGUGUACCUGGGCUAAUUUCUGUCAGUUUCAAAUCCUCUCUCAAUCAUGGUUAUUCCUCCAAAUCUUUCCUUGCGAUUUAUAAUUUCAACUCAGUUUUGUGGUGGCCGUGCUGAAAAAACAUGCAGUCCUUUUGUUUUAAAAAGGCCAGCUGACAAUUCAGCCAUAACCUGAGAAUCCAUGUGUUUGGUUUUUGGACACUGUGUGUAUCAAACUAAAGAGAUCAUUCAGCCAUUCUUAAUUUGUUGUUAUUUUUGUAUUUUUGUGCUUAAAAAUUGUAUAUCACCGGGGGAAAAAGUCUCAAAUUUAUAAUCUUAAUAAAAAAUAAACUGCUUAAA